GCUCCGGCAGCGCAGCAGCCGCUCUCGUCCGGCGCGCAGAGGACGAUGCUGUCCGGCGGGGCGCUGGCGCUGGGCGCCGCCGCCGCUGUUGCGGGGCUGCUGCUGCUGCUGCGCCUCCUGCUGCGGCCGCACGCGUGGGCCGAGGCGGCCUUCCUGCUGCGCGCCUGGCGAGGCCGGCGGGAGCUGCUGCGGGAGCCCGGCAGCCUGGCGCAGCGCUUCGGGCGGCUGGCGCGCUCGCGGGCGGCGCAGGUCUUCCUGCGCUACGAGGAGCGCAGCUUCACCUACGGCCAGGCGGAGCGCGAGAGCAACCGGCUGGCCAACGCGCUGCGCAGCUGGCCGGGCGACGCCGCCGGGGGGCCGCUGCUGCCCGGGCAGACGGCGGCGCUCCUGGUGGGCAACGAGCCUGCCUUCGUGUGGGCCUGGAUCGGCCUGGCCAAGCUGGGCGUCCUGCCGGCUUUCCUGGGCACCGCGCUCCGCCGAGGGGCGCUGCUCCAUUGCCUGCGCGCUUGCGGCGCCCGGGCGCUCCUGGUGGCGCACGAUCUUUUUGAGGCUGUGGAACCCAUCCUCCCUAACUUGGAGGAAAUGGGCAUUGUGGUCGGGGUACUGGGUAAGGGGCCAUACCCUCCUGAGGUGACCAGCCUUGAGGAACUGCUGGAGGAGGCUUCAGAUGAGCCAGUGCCUUACGAUCUCGCUACCCCCGGCAGCCUUUCAGACACUUGCCUGUACAUCUUCACUUCUGGGACCACAGGGCUCCCCAAGGCUGCUCGCAUCAGCCACCUGAAAUGCAUCCUGUGCUUAUGGUUUUAUCAUCUGGUAGGCGGGACCAGCUCUGAUGUGAUCUACGUGUCCCUGCCCCUCUACCACUUGGCAGGGUCUCUGCUAGGCAUUGUUGGCACUUUUGGCUUGGGUGCCACCUGUGUGCUGAAGAAGAAGUUCUCAGCCAGCCAGUUCUGGCCCGACUGCCGGCGCUACGGCGUGACCGUGUUCCAGUACAUCGGAGAGCUUUGCCGCUAUCUCGUGAACCAGCCUCAGAGUCCCCGAGACCGUGAGCACAGCUUACGCAUGGCGGUGGGCAGCGGGCUGCGCCCGGACGUCUGGCGCGAGUUUCUCCGUCGCUUUGGGGACUUGCACGUCGUGGAGACCUACGGCAUGACAGAGGGCAGCGUGACCUUCUUCAACCUCUCAGGAACCGUGGGCGCUGUAGGGCGAGCCUCUUGGAUUUACAAGCGUUUGUUCCCAUUCGAGUUGCUUCGUUAUGACGUCCUCCAGGGCGCUCCGCUAAGAGAUGAGGCCGGCCGAUGCCACCGCGUGGAAACGGGGGAACCAGGACUUCUGGUUGCUCCUGUGACCCCCAUGACACCGUUCCUGGGAUAUGCUGGAGGGCGCGAGCUGACCGAAGCCAAACUCCUGCGCAACGUUUUCGCUGAUGGCGAUUCCUACUUCAAUACCGGUGACCUGAUGGUACAAGAUGCAGACGCUUUCAUCUACUUCUGGGACCGCACCGGUGACACGUUCAGGUGGAAGGGCGAGAACGUCGCCACGACAGAAGUGGGUGAGAUUCUGGGCAGCCUGGACAGUUUUCAAUAUGUCUCCGUCUAUGGUGUCACUGUUCCAGGCCAUGAAGGUCGAGCGGGCAUGGCCACAGUGGUGCUACGGCCGGGUCGGGAGUUCGAUGGGGCCCAGGUCUACACACAUGUGGCCGAGCUCUUGCCUCCGUUUGCUCGGCCUCGCUUCUUGCGAAUUCAGGACCACCUGGAGAUGACGGAAACCUUCAAGCAGAAGAAGGUCCGACUAGCCGCCGAAGGAUUUGACCCAACACGGAUCACGGAGCCCCUUUACUUCCUGGACGAAGCCGCUAAGACGUACGUGCCUCUGACUCGACCUACCUGGGAGGGAAUCGUUGCGGGUGACAUCCGGUUAUAACACCCGCUCUUGCCAAUACAUCGAGCCCAGCGGAGGCCUGCAUCCCAGCAUGCUCUGCUCUGAGCUGGAGGAAACAGGGCAUGCUGGGAAAGUAUGGCAUCCUCCUGGGCAUGUCAGCCUUGAAGGCUGGUAUGUGCCUCUCUCCCUCCAGCCCCUUGUCCCUGAAGACCUCUGGAUUAUGCGCAAUGUUCUGCCCAAUUCACAUCCAGGGUGAUCUUACUUUUGGGCGGGGGGCCUGGCUCAGUCGGUAGAUAAUCUGCUUUGGGUGCAGAAGAUUCCUGGUUCGUUCUCCAGCAGCUGAAAGGACCAGAUAGCUGGUGAUAUGAAAGACCUUGAGACCCUAGGGAGUUAGUUAACCCUGACCUUGAUAGACUCACGGUCUGACUUAGUAUCAGGCAGUUUCGUGUGCCAGCAUGUACUCCUUCACUAACAGCGUGCCCUCGAUGUUGGGCCUCGAUCUGCCUUUCGAUCUGUCCAUUUUGCAUAAAGACUUGUUUUAAUUGAGAAGGGACCCUGAGGCUUCCUUCCCCAGUGCCUGGGGUUGGAUUUCCUCACCUUGCCAUUGGGACAUGAAAUUGAAUUCCAUGGAUCGGUCCCAGCCAGUGUCAACAGGUGUGCGAACUCUGUUGCUCUGUGCGGAGCUGACUUCUGGGAGUCUGGAAAUUUGGGGUGAAUUGCUGCAAAGGGCAAUGGACAACCCCUCUCCCCUGAGAUAGGUGGGUCAGUGGUGACGUAUACAACCAGGGCUCCCUCUUUUGCACUGAGUCCCUAGACAUUUCUGGGCACAAUUCAAAAUGCCAGUUAUUGAAGCCCUAACCAACUUGUGCCUGAUCGAAGCCUUAUUUACAUCUCACCGUGAUCUCUUGGAUAAUUCAAGAAUGCCGUUUUGAUAUGUCACAAUCUCCUUGCUGGGUCGCGCCAAGGUCUGUCUUGAUCAACGGUUGCUCCCAGACGCUCAUAGCAAUUACCAGCUGGAAAGUUCUGGUUCCAAAUUCAAUUCGACCAAGAACUGACCGGUGGCCACUGUCUCUCAGACCACUUUGGUGUAGUGGUCAGAGUGACACACUAGGAAGUGGGGGGGUUGGGGCUCAAAUCCCCACUCAGUCAUGAAACCCUCCGAGUCACCUUGGGCCAGUCACUUUCUCUCAACCUUGCCUACCUCACAGGGUUGCAGUGAGGAUAAAUUGAGGACGGUGAAUGGCAUGUGUAAUGCUCUGUGCUCCUUGGAGGAAGGGGAGGUUAACAAAAUGAUAGAUAGAUGUUUAUCAGUGGUAAUAGUAAUAAUGGUCGACCUUGCAGGACCGUUGUAAAGAUAAUGGACACGAAGUGUUUGGAACACUAGAGAUAAGCUUUAUAUCUGCUAAGCCUGAUCGUCACUAUGAUUUCGGGUAGCGGGUGGGAAGCCAUCUGGUCAGUCCGCUUUCUUCUUAAGUGGAUGCUAAUAUCGCUUUGAGAAGUCAACCUGCUGCCAGGGUGAGGGGCGGAUGGGAGUCAUGGGUAGUGUUUUCUAUUUUUUAUACUCUUUGUAACAAAUAAAGUCUGUUUUGUGUCA
Eublepharis macularius is the source of this 3475-nucleotide messenger RNA. RefSeq names its product solute carrier family 27 member 3 (gene SLC27A3). Gene Ontology annotation, cellular component: endoplasmic reticulum. The coding region runs from base 46 to 1923 and encodes 625 amino acids. The transcript has 10 exons. Lineage: Eukaryota; Metazoa; Chordata; Lepidosauria; Squamata; Eublepharidae. The record is from RefSeq and is a predicted model, not a curated record. Gene Ontology annotation, molecular function: long-chain fatty acid-CoA ligase activity; long-chain fatty acid transmembrane transporter activity.